AUGGCGACAGAGCAGCAGCGGCGAUUAGAGCAACGCGGAAGCGUUUGCUAUAGAGAUCAUGCGGAUGCAACGCAUGAGCGACACAGCGACGGAGGUCGCGAUGAUUGUGAAGAACGAGAGCCUUUGAUGAACGAGAGCGCUCCACUGCGGUUUUCACAAGAACGAGAAGAAGGAAGAUGCGAUGGCAGUACGGCCAAUUUCACGACCGCAGCAACAAGAUUAGGCGACGACAAUGUUCGGCCAUUAACUUGUCGAGUAAUGGUAGACAAUGAUGUACAGAAGCCUGGACGCAUCAGCCUUGCAGGACUUGUCAGAAACAAGCCCGGUGCUCUUUCCUCCUCCACUCCCAACCCCGGCGAUGUAACCUCCAUUGAUCGCCGCAUGCAAUCUCUUGCCGUUGCCCAACAGCAGGCACGGAAGCAUGCUCAAAAGCUAAUCAAAGACAAGUCGGUCGCGACCCGGCGGCGUAUACUCAUGAAUACUCUUGGGAUGCAAAAAUUCUACAAGGCUCUCGCGUUGAUUCGAGAAGUCAAGGGUAUCCGCGAGAAUCUGCUAAGAUCCUGCGCUGCGGAAGAUCCUCUCUCCAAGUCCGCUGCUCGCGGAAAGAUUCGAGUUUGCAAGCAAAAGUUCGAAGCGCUGCCGAAGCCUGGACGAGACCUUUUGUCGAAAACUGAUCUUGUGGCGUCGUUGGAGCGAACCGAACUGGAUCGAUUGGGAAAAUUGCGAUGGGAUGAAUUGAUACAGCAGGCACAAGAAAAUCUGUUUGCAUACCGAGAAUGGGUAUCCAUCUCUGAAACCAGAGAGUAA
Molecule: messenger RNA, 807 nt
Organism: Seminavis robusta
Lineage: Eukaryota; Bacillariophyta; Bacillariophyceae; Naviculales; Naviculaceae
Source: the annotation of a GenBank genome assembly